This is a messenger RNA of Malaya genurostris, 1675 nucleotides long. RefSeq names its product vacuolar-sorting protein SNF8 (gene lsn). Lineage: Eukaryota; Metazoa; Arthropoda; Insecta; Diptera; Culicidae. Gene Ontology annotation, cellular component: ESCRT II complex. Bases 665 to 1405 code for a protein of 246 amino acids. The transcript is spliced from 4 exons. Gene Ontology annotation, biological process: protein transport to vacuole involved in ubiquitin-dependent protein catabolic process via the multivesicular body sorting pathway. The record is from RefSeq and is a predicted model, not a curated record.
UAAUUUUGGCAACAAUUCAAAACAUUCCAUUAGCUUUACAUUGAACUGACAGGUCGUUUGCUCGUUUGGAACUGGGAGCUGUCAUUCCAAACGAACAGCUGUCGCCACUCUGAUUAUAGUCACUCUACUGAGACCAAAUACUGCGAUGAUUCUCAAAUUGUGAAAAUUAUUUCCACUUGAUGUUCCAAAACACUAUCUGCUGUAUUUGAGGAAAAUCGACAUAUUAUUGUGAGAAAAUCGGCUCAGGGAUCUGAAACUUUCGGACAACUAACAAGCUGAUUUUUGACGUUCUUAUUUUAGUCUCAUCAAGAUGAUACCGUGACAGGAAGCCGGUCUCUCUCUUUAUUAUACUCUCUCUUUCGGUAAUUGCGGCUAGGGAUGUGGGAUGCUUUGAAUUUCUUGAUUAUUUCGAUAAUAUAAUUUUCAAUCUAAUUGAUUAAAUUUUACUCGAUCUGUUAAUUCUGGAAUACUCGAUAAAUUGUUCGAUUAUUAUUAUUGGAUUCUUCGAAUAUUUCGUAAAAUCGAACACAAGUUUCAAACUAAUCGAUUAAAUUUCAGUCGCUUACUAGCUUAUUAAUCGAUUAGUCGAUAAAUCGAUUGACAUUCCGGGCUGUGAAAUUUAAUAAAAAAAAUAAACAAACUGCAAUCGGAACAGAUUAAGAAAAUGCGUCGCAGAGCUGGAAUAGGUGCUAUUCAGAAACAAAAAUUAGAGGCCGAAAAGUAUCGCGAUAAAGGUUCGGAGUUACAAGAUACACAAUUUGAACAAAUGGUGAAACAACUGGAUGUACUCAAAGAACACUUGGAAGAAUUUGCGGCGAAAUACAAAUCUGAGAUUAAAAAAAAUGCAAAAUUUCGACGACAGUUCCAGGAAAUGUGUGCAGCAAUCGGUGUUGAUCCAUUAGCAUCUGGGAAGAGCUUUUGGAGCGUACUUGGUAUGGGCGACUUUUAUUAUGAACUUGGAGUGCAAGUGGUGGAAGUUUGCUUAGCAGCGAAUCACGUUACUGGAGGAUUAAUAGAGUUGAAUGACCUAAGAGUUCGACUUGUAACCGCAAGAGGCCGGAAACAAAUUCAUCAAGAAAUUACAAAUGAAGACAUCCUGAUUGCAACGAAAAAACUUAAAAUUUUUGGUAAUGGAUUCACUGCAUAUCCUGUUGGAAAAGAUCUUUAUAUGGUGCAAUCAAUUCCGGGAGAGUUAAGUUUACAAGAGACAUCAGUUUUGAGCGAGGCUGCAAAUCAAGGGCAGGGAUUAAUAACUAUUACCAUGCUCGUCGAUAAUUUAGGUUGGACUGAACUUCGGGCUCGACAAGCUGUAGAAAAAAUUCUUUCUGAUGGUCUUGCGUGGAUUGAUAAACAAGGAACGGAAGACAUUUAUUGGUUCCCAAGUUUAUUUCCUGAUCGUCGGUGAUCUAAAAUUUAUAAGAAGAAAAAAUAUUCUAUGUAAUAUAACGCGUUAUAAUAACAUUAAUGGCAUUUUCGCUUAAAGCUAAACCCAACUAAGGUUCUGCCCUAACUGCUGUCAAAUGUAUGAUUGUGAUAGCGGUUUUGGUCGGAACUGGGUUAAUUUUGGCUUCAAGCGGAAAAGGCAUUAGAAACGGAAUGAUUUUCCUGUCAAAUAAUAAUAAUAAUAAAAAAACGUGCAAACACCGAUGAUGACCACGUUUCUACAUGUUUACAU